This is a messenger RNA of Apodemus sylvaticus (European woodmouse), 999 nucleotides long. RefSeq names its product chromosome 4 C4orf17 homolog (gene C4H4orf17). The record is from RefSeq and is a predicted model, not a curated record. The transcript has 8 exons. NCBI's taxonomy places the organism in Eukaryota, Metazoa, Chordata, Mammalia, Rodentia, Muridae. Bases 1 to 999 code for a protein of 332 amino acids.
AUGACGGAGAGAAGCGAAGGCUGCUUUAUGGUCAGGCACACACCUCAUCCCAGAAGAGUUUGUCACAUCCAAGGCUUGAACAACAUCCCAAUCUGCACGGUGAAUGAUGAUGACAUAUUUCCCAGAAUGCUGUACUGCUCCGACCAGUUUAGACCUUCAGAGAGGAAUGAGACGUCAUUAACAAAAUGCAGUAACUCAGCCAGCACUGCAUCCCCAGAGAGCCUGAGUGUCCGAGGGCUGUCCCCCGCCCCAAACAAAGUGCCUGCAAGACCUCGCUCUGAGCCAUGUAGAAAAUUCAGUCAGAGCUUCAAAAGUUCCAGAGACAACCCCUUGGUGAGAUGUAAGGACGAAUAUAAAGCUAAAAGGCCACCAGUAUCCCCAAGGAUAUACUCUGCGGCUGCCUCCCAGUACUCAGAUGUGACGAGCCCUAAGAUUGAUGGGAAUGAAAACACUGUGCGCAUACCCAACUACCUGGAUCAGGAGAUAAAGAUCCUGGCGAAGCUCUGUGACAUUUUACAUACCGACUCUCUGGCCGAGGUUCUGGACUGGCUGCUUCAAGCAAGUACCAAAGAAAAGGAGUGGGUAUCAGCUCUGGUUCAUUCUGAACUAGCUGAGAUAAACCUGUUGACUCGCCAAAGAACAAACUCCCCAGCAGAACCAGCCACUGCCACGGAGCCCAGGAAGCCAUACACCUCUGCCACACCCACCACAACCAAAUUGCUGCAAAACUCACGUGCAAAACUAAAAGCGCUGACUGGACCUAGAGAACUUCAGCUACUCAGAACGUCAAGUCAAGGAUCCGAAGAAAACAAGCCGGUAUCACAAGGGGCUGAGACCCAGUUGUUUAUAAGAAGAAACAAGAAGAAAAUACCUGUUACAGAAUAUUUCAGCAAUCCAAAUUCUCCUGUCAGGUCCAACACUAUGGGGAGCAGAUCAGCAAAACCAGGGUCAGCAAGGAGUGUGCAAGGCUACAGCCCUCAGAGAACAUUCUAUCCUUAA